Chanos chanos (milkfish) is the source of this 2256-nucleotide messenger RNA. It is a transcript of the gene lrrc4bb, whose product is annotated as leucine rich repeat containing 4Bb. Gene Ontology annotation, cellular component: plasma membrane; glutamatergic synapse; postsynaptic density membrane. The transcript is spliced from 2 exons. Gene Ontology annotation, molecular function: signaling receptor binding. The coding region runs from base 1 to 2256 and encodes 751 amino acids. The record is from RefSeq and is a predicted model, not a curated record. Lineage: Eukaryota; Metazoa; Chordata; Actinopteri; Gonorynchiformes; Chanidae. Gene Ontology annotation, biological process: synaptic membrane adhesion; positive regulation of synapse assembly; regulation of postsynaptic density assembly.
AUGCGGGCUGCCAUGGUGACAGGCCUCUCUAGCCCCUCCCCCCUCCUCUGGUUGGUCCAGCUGUUGUUGUGGCCCCACCCCCAUGGACCUCAGCUGACAGAGGCUAGUCCUCCAUGUCCUGCCCCUUGCAGCUGUUCCAAUCAGGCGAGUCGUGUGAUUUGUACCAGGAAGAACCUAGAUGAGGUUCCUGAGAGUAUUUCAGUCAACACCAGAUACCUCAAUCUCCAAGAGAACUCUAUCCAGGUGAUAAAAUCUGACACAUUUAAGCACCUGAGACAUCUGGAGAUUCUGCAGCUGUCCAAGAACCACAUUCGACAGAUUGAGGUGGGCGCGUUUAAUGGUCUCCAAAACCUCAUCACGCUGGAACUCUUUGACAACCGCUUACCACUGGUCCCCUCCCAGGCCUUUGAGUACCUCAGCAAACUGCGAGAGCUUUGGCUUCGAAACAACCCCAUCGAAACGCUACCAGCUUAUGCCUUCCACCGCGUUCCUUCCCUCCGACGCCUGGACCUUGGUGAACUCCGGAAGCUGGGCUACAUUUCGGAAGCGGCGUUUGAAGGGCUGGUGAACCUUCGCUUCCUUAACCUCGGAAUGUGCGGUCUGAAGGACGUGCCUAAUCUCACUCCUCUGGUGCGCCUGGAAGAACUGGAACUUUCUGGAAACCUCCUUGGCGUUGUCCGACCGGGAUCCUUUCAGGGUUUGGUGUCGUUGCGUAAACUUUGGCUCAUGCACUCGAGAAUUUCUGUCAUCGAACGUAACGCGUUCGACGACCUCAAGAACCUGGAGGAGCUGAAUCUGUCUCACAAUUCCUUGCACUCAUUACCCCAUGACCUCUUCACUCCUCUGCAGCAGCUGGAGAGGGUUCAUCUCAACCACAACCCCUGGGUCUGCAACUGUGAUGUCCUCUGGCUCAGCUGGUGGCUCAAAGAGACCGUGCCAGACAACUCCACCUGCUGCGCUCGUUGCCACGCCCCACCUGGUGCCAAGGGCCGCUACAUCGGCGACCUAGACCAGCGUGACUUCACCUGCUACGCGCCUGUGAUCGUGGAGCCGCCCACAGACCUGAAUGUGACGGAGGGGAUGGCGGCAGAACUGAAGUGCCGGACCGGAACGUCCAUGACCUCCGUCAACUGGCUGACGCCCAAUGGAACCCUCAUGACCCACGGAGCCUACAAGGUUCGCAUUUCUGUUCUGCAUGACGGAACACUUAAUUUCACCAACGUUACCAUGCAAGACACAGGCCCGUAUACGUGCAUGGUCACCAACGCCGCCGGAAACACCACCGCCACGGCCGUUCUCAAUGUUUCCGCCCCUGACAUUGGAAACGGGUACAGUUAUUUCACCACUGUUACCGUGGAAACUGUGGAGCCGGGCCAGGAAGAAGUUCCAUUCAAUAACAGCGACACGUAUAUCAGCCUCCCCGGUCCCACGCCACCGGCCUCCGGCGCCAACGACAACUCCCACAUGGCGGCAUCGCCUGUGCUGCCGGGCCCUUCGCUGUCGUCGCUGUCGCCCCGAGCGACGCGGGCGCCGGACAAACCGUUCACUGUCUCGUACACAGACUCAAACCUGACUGGCCUGGAUGAUGUGAUGAAAACCACAAAGAUCAUCAUUGGAUGUUUUGUGGCGAUCACGUUCAUGGCGGCAGUGAUGUUGGUGGUUUUUUACAAGCUGAGAAAGCAGCACCAACUGCACAAGCACCAUGGGCCGGCUAGAGCGAUCGAAAUAAUUAACGUUGAAGACGAGAUUGGGGCGGGAGGUGCCAGUGGAAUUUCAGGAGGAUCUACAGUCCACCAGGGCGGAGGAGGUGGAGGAGGAGGUGGAUCAGGGCAGAGUUUAAGAAUACAUGACCCCGAAAUUGUCACCUUGCCCAACAUUGGGAGAUCAGAGCACCUAAACCACUACUACAAAGCCCAUCAUUUCAACAACAACAUCCUGGGCCUCAAUGUGGGGGCGGGACCAGAUGUUGGAGGCGUGGCCGGAGGCGUGCUCAACAACAACAACAAGAGCAGCCCCGCCUCUCUCUCGCACAGCCAGGUCAGCAACCUUCCCAACCCCAACUCUGCGUUGUCAGGGAGCGACGCUGCUAACACAGGCCCCGCCCUCCCGUCGCCCCCCCUCCCCUUGCCCGUUCAGCUGCCGGCGAUGGCGUUCCACGGAACACUAAAGGGUCUAAGCCACGCCCACAACGGGCAGAACGAGCCGCUCCUGCUGACCAACGGGUCGAAAGAGAGCGUGCAGGAAACGCAGAUCUGA